Messenger RNA from Daktulosphaira vitifoliae (grape phylloxera), 1823 nucleotides. RefSeq names its product limbic system-associated membrane protein-like. Gene Ontology annotation, biological process: synapse organization. The record is from RefSeq and is a predicted model, not a curated record. Gene Ontology annotation, cellular component: neuron projection membrane. Bases 161 to 1288 code for a protein of 375 amino acids. NCBI's taxonomy places the organism in Eukaryota, Metazoa, Arthropoda, Insecta, Hemiptera, Phylloxeridae. The transcript has 8 exons.
GUACGUGGAGGUUUAGUUCAGUACGCUACCCGUUGAUCUGACUGUAAAACGUGUACUGCAAAUCUCAAAUAAUCGAACUCGACCAUUUUGUGUAAAAUUACUUACAUUGUGACUUCAAGUCACACGAUAAAACAUUUUUUGAAAUGACUUAUUGUGCUGUAUGGUUAGUAUAUAUACCGCAUUAAGAUUUCGGAUAAUAUUUACUGAGAUGAUGAAAAGCUGGUAUAAUUUGCACUCUAUAGGAUUUCGACUUUUGAUCCUGUCUUUUACAUUUCCAAGAAUAGUAUUGCAUGCCAAAUCAAUAAUGACUCUGGAAUCCAACAAAGAAGAAAUAAGUCCAUACUGGUCGUUUAAUGAAACAGCUGACAUAUCAAAAUAUGAAGAUUUUGACCAUAAAAAAUUUUUAGAGCACGAACUCCAUCUUCAUGUAUCCGAUCCAAAUAUCAUAGACGUCCGGCCUCCAAUGAAACCGCGUUCUACAACUACCUCCACAAUGGCGCCGGUCACACAGGCACCCGAACCUAUUAUCCACGUAGGCACAUCCAAUAUAACGGUUCAACUGGGAAGCACUGCUUUACUCCAUUGUGAUAUAGCCAAUUUAUCUGAAAGAAUGGUUUCAUGGGUGCGUAGAAGAGACUGGCAUAUUUUGAGUUCAGGUUUACUUACAUAUAUCAAAGAUGAUCGUUUUCGGGUGUUUCAUUCGGAAAAAAGUGAUGACUGGGAUUUACGUAUAUCUCCGGUUGAAAAAAUUGACAAUGGAACUUAUGAAUGUCAGGUUGGUACUGGUACUGGAAUCAUGACGCAUUACUUUAAUCUGUUUAUAAGUGUGCCAACUGCUAUUAUAAUGGGCAGUGAAGAAUAUCACAUUGGAGAAGGGAGUUCAAUAAGUUUGAUAUGCAUUAUUGAAAAUAGCUCAGUUCCACCGCAACUUGUUAUGUGGUAUCACAACGAAAAAUUAAUUUCUCCUGACCAAUUACACAAAAAUGAAAUAAAUAAAGAUCGUGUAUCCGUCACCACAGAAUAUACAGGAAAAAUUGGAAACAAAAUAAAAAGCAAGUUGACAAUCAUCAAGGCAAUUCAAAUGGACUCAGGAAAUUAUACUUGUAAACCUCCUAACACUGAUCCUGAUUCUACUUAUAUACAUAUUACACCAGAGUUUGACAAUACAGCAGCGAUUCAACGGCAUAAAAGUUCGAAUUCAGCAUCAACCAAAGAUUUUUGGGUCAUUCAUAUGGGAUCACUAAUUUUUAUUGGAAUGAAUAAAUGUUUUAAUAUUUUUUUUUUAUAAACUUUAAAUUACUACAAUAUAAAUAUGAAAAUAAAUUUUAAAAAUGUAAAUAAAAAAACUAAUUUUAUUAUUUAUUGAUAUUUUAUAUAAAAUGUAAAUAUUUAACUACUAAUAAAAUAUAUUGUAUAAAAUUUGUAAACUUAUAUUUUAAUAAUUUAUUCAGCUUGUAUGAGUACAAAAAGAAUGGAGCCAAUGUCUGACUUUUUUAUUGCUAACGUGUUUAGAAAAUUUUUCGUUAGAUCGAAUGUUACCAAUACUAUUUUUUUUAUAGUCUAACUGUAAUUAUAUUAUUACUUCAAUUUAAUAAGUUACAUGUAUCAUCGAAUAAGAAUAUUUUGUUAUCUAUAUCUCCUGAAAAGUUAUAAAAAGUGACUAAUGCUCGUUUUUAUUAACAUUCCAUUUAUAAAUAUCAAUCUAAAAAAACCUUAAAUUUAUUAAAUAUUGUAAUUAAUUUUUGUUAAAAGAAUUAUAAAACAUAAUAAGCUGUUUCCCAAGAUCAAAUUUUUAAUAAUAAUAUACAUUUAUAAAAUUGAAU